AUGCUUUCAACCGUACCCCUCAAUGUGGGACGUAGGCGCGUCUGCGGCUCCGUUUUCUCCCCCGCGUCGCUCGAAGCUCACCGGCCGAAGUCGAUCUCGGAUUUCCAACGCGAGCAGACACCAAUCGCAUCAUUCCAAUCAUCCGACUCAUCAUCAACCUUCAAAGCAGACUCACAAUCAACCUCAUUCGCGACGAUUGGGGGAUCGACGGACGCUGCAUCCCCAGAGGAAGACACGUUAAACCAGGCGCGGCAGGCGGCCAAAGAGUUCCUAUCCGUGCCCAACCUGGGCUUCGAGUUGCUUUACAACUUCCGAAAUACCGAUGGAAGUCAAGUGCUGAAAGAAUGGAACCGGCUCAGCCCUCCGUCGAAGGAGACGGCCGAGGCGCUAGAGUAUCUUAUACGAACUUCUCCGUGGACGUUGUUUGAAUGGUAUGGACGCUUUGUUAAAGUCCCCGGGGAAGAAGGCCUGCUCCGGACAAUCGUGGACUGCUUACAGCUUGCGCGUCGAAUUUAUCUCGCUCCCGUCGUGCACUAUUUGCUUCCUUUGAUAACUACUCCCCAUCAAGGAGGGUUCUUGGCUCAGCUACAGCGUGCCUUUCAUACGGUGGUUCAAUACAGUUUACCAUGGAAGAAGAUUUCACCGCUUCUUGCCAGAGAGCUCACGCAGGAUGCUGUGGUUAUUUUAGGCAUUGAUACCCUGGACGAAGAUUCCGAUGCGGACAGAAUGAGUCUGGAUGGAACGGAAAUGGAACGGGCAUACUCAGUCUCGUACAAAGACUGGAAGCAAGAAUCACCCGAAGCCCGGGCACACAUGAUGGUUGAUAGUGAAGAUGGCCGCGUGACUAUUGCACGGGAUCGACUUUUGGCGUUUCUCAACGGACUGCAGCUUGUCGGACUUGGCGGUGACCAGGCCCAAAAAGUGUUCGCAAAUGUGAUGAACAUCAUGAUGGGAGACUUCAUUCGUGCCGCAUACGCCGGCGAAUGGGAGUCGCCCUCAACCGUGCCGCAGCACCUGGAACAAUGGAUUGAAAACGUCUACGCGCGGCUCGUUGUGCAUGUUCUAGCCAUCCUCCAUUCCGACCCCGCUGGGACCCAGUCCGGGGCGAUGGAAGUGAGCCUUCGCGACGUGGAAAAGUGGCAAGUGAUGGGCAUUGCCCGGCUGGGAAAGCUUCGAGUCAGCGAACUCUUUGAUGUGAUUGUUGAUUGGCCUGCAAGCAGCGGGGCGGUGGAGGAUCUGCGACGUUUCACAAACAACUCGUCUGGAGCGCGAUUGUAUGUGACGAAUCUCUUUUCUCUCAACUUGCUCCAGCGGCUGUUGCAUCCCGGUGCCUCUACAGUCGAGAUCUUGCAGGUUUACAUCUCGAUUAUUCGAGCAUUCCAUAUCUUGGACCCGAAGGGUGUACUGCUGGAUCGCAUCGCUCGACCAAUCCGGCGAUACUUGAGAGACCGCGAGGACACUGUGAAGGUGAUUGUUAGUGGUCUAUUGGCGGACCCUGCGACAGCCGAGGGGCCGACAGCUACCGGCGACACCUUGGCAGAGCUGGCAGCGGAGCUGACUAAGGUCCACCAUCAUUCCAUGCAAAAUAAUAGGAGCGAGUUAGAUUAUGAUGACAUGUACUGGGUGCCCGAUCCAGUUGAUGCCGCUCCCGACUACAAAAAAUCGAAGAGCGCAGAUGUCAUUGACAGUCUGGUUAGCUUAUUCGACUCGAAGGAGACCUUCGUGAAGGAAAUGCAGACUCUUCUCGCAGACCGCCUCAUCCAGAAACGCCAGAACUACGACCAAGAGAUUACAGUACUAGAGCUCCUGAAGGUUCGGUUCGGUGACUCGGCAUUACAGGCAUGCGAGGUGAUGCUGAAAGAUAUCUCCGACUCACGACGUCUUGACCUCACCGUGAGGAACGAUCAGAUGUUGUCCGGAUAUCGGAAGCAAGCAGGCGUCGGAAAGCUCCACGCCAAGGUUCUAUCACGCUUCUUCUGGCCGGAAUUCCAAGAACAAGAAUUCAAGGUCCCCGAUGAAAUCACCAAACUGCAAGAGCGGUACGCGACCUGUUUCGAAAGGCGCAAGGAUUCGCGCAAGCUCAUGUGGCGCAAUGCUUUGGGCCAGGUCACCGUCGAGCUGGAGUUGCAGAACCACACCUUCAAAGACGAAGUGACGACCUGGCAAGCAACCGUAAUCUAUGCCUUCCAGUCCGACUCGGGCGAACCCGCCACGAAGACAAUUCCGGGACUCGCCGACGAGCUGGAAAUGACUCCUGCCCUUGUACGCAGUGCCUGUCUCUUCUGGGUCAGCAAGCGUAUUCUCACCGAGGUACAACGCGACACCUUCCGCGUGUUGGAAAUCCUACCCACAGAAGACGAGGAACACCAUGCCCACGCAGCUGGCGACUUCAGUGACGCCUCGGAUAGCGAAGCAGGCGAUACUGCCAACGCAGCGGCAGCAGCCGAAGCCGCCGCAGCCGCCGCAGCAAAGGAAUCCGCUGAGGCGGCUGCCAUGGAGAAAAUGCAUGUGUAUUGGCAGUUCAUUGUGGGAAUGCUCACGAACCAAGGACCUAUGGCUCUGAAUCGUAUUGUCAUGAUGCUGAAGAUAGCCGUUCCCGGCGGGUUCCCGUUCAGCAACGAAGAGCUGCGCGAGUUCUUAGGUGGUAUGGUCUCGAAGGGCAAGUUGGAGAUUGUUAACGGGGGUAAUUACAAGAUCGUGCAUUAG
Messenger RNA from Penicillium mononematosum, 2706 nucleotides. RefSeq names its product anaphase promoting complex subunit 2. The transcript has 3 exons. Gene Ontology annotation, biological process: ubiquitin-dependent protein catabolic process. NCBI's taxonomy places the organism in Eukaryota, Fungi, Ascomycota, Eurotiomycetes, Eurotiales, Aspergillaceae. Gene Ontology annotation, cellular component: anaphase-promoting complex. Bases 1 to 2706 code for a protein of 901 amino acids. The record is from RefSeq and is a predicted model, not a curated record. Gene Ontology annotation, molecular function: ubiquitin protein ligase binding.